Paraphaeosphaeria sporulosa is the source of this 1730-nucleotide messenger RNA. RefSeq lists its product as uncharacterized. The transcript is spliced from 3 exons. Bases 414 to 1514 code for a protein of 366 amino acids. The record is from RefSeq and is a predicted model, not a curated record. NCBI's taxonomy places the organism in Eukaryota, Fungi, Ascomycota, Dothideomycetes, Pleosporales, Didymosphaeriaceae. Gene Ontology annotation, cellular component: fungal-type vacuole membrane.
CACAAAGCACAUGUGUUCGUGUGGUAGUCGAGCGUCUUGCCUCGGUCGCCUGCUCUACCACCUGUGGCUACAAUUUCGGAGGUUCGCCGGAUUGAGUUACCCUGUUCACCUCUGAUUCGACGGUGCGCUGUCAAUAGCUGGUCGCCACCGCUUCUCCUUUCGACAAUGUGAAUGAUCUGCCCUUUCCUCGGUUUGCGCACGAUCCCUGUCGAGGCCUUGCCGGCUUCGACGAGGAUUCUCGUUCUUUGAACAUUCAUGUGCUUCUUCUCCGCAUGCAUACUCUCGUUAUAAGCUUGUUUCCCCGCAAACUCUCCACAUGUCCCGACCCUGAAUCUGAGUAGGGUCCGUUCUGUUGUGGGCGACCGAUCUUGUUUUCCUUGACAUCCGACCGUGCUCAGCAGCUACUAUCGAACAUGGAGGACAAGGAACUUGGACCUACUCGCUCGGAGGUCACACACGAAAGUGAGGAGCAUGUAGCACCCGCCGCAGCGCCCCAGAAGAAGGGAGGAGUUCUCAAUACUUUAUAUCCCCCUGGACCAAGGCCUGGUGCCGGACCACGAGUCAAGAAUCACUGCAGGAAGUUUUGGUGGUGUGACCUAAUUGUCAUUGCCGCCAUCAUCCUAGUGAUCGUUCUGCCAAUCAUAUACGUUGCGAUUCCGAAAAAGGCUCAGCACGACAUUAAUGCUUCAACCCUAGAGGUCACUGACCAGGAGGUCACAAACACGGAGCCAGAGAAGGUCCAUCUCAAGAUCAAGAGCGUCGCAAGAAGCAGCAGCUCAUUUCACCCUACUCUCGAUGCCUUCCAAGCCGGUCUCUCGCUACCAGGAAAGGAGCCCUUCCUCUUUCUCAACGUUCCGGAGACCAAGGCUGAUGCUGAGACGGAGAUCGACAUCGAGCAAGAUGCGCCCAUUGUCAACCUAGACUCGUUCAAGGAGUACACCAAGACCACCAUGGCCAGCGAGACCUUCACCGUCGUCAUGAGUGGCAAGACCAAGGUCCACCAGAAGGGUCUGUCGGCCAUCUCAGUCGACUACACCAAGAACAUCGAGAUGAAGGGCCUUAACAAGCUUUCCGGUCUCCAAAUCACCAACAUCAAGAUCCUCUUUGGCACCAAGAACAAGCUCUCCGACGGCUCCAACAUGAUCGGCAACGUCAUCAUCCCCAACCCCUCCGUCAUGACCCUCGAGCUCGGCAACGUCACCAUGAACCUGUCUAUCGACGGCACGGGCAUUGGCACCGCGCUCCUGCCCGACCUCAUGCUCAAGCCCGGCGAGAACAACAGCACCAUGUCGGCCAUCCUCGACCAGGAGGGCCUCCCGGUCAUCUCGCUUGUACAGAGCAAGUACAAGGACGGCGUUAUCCCGCUGGAGAUUGUGGGAAACAGCAGCAUCCGCAAUGGAGAGCACCUGGAGUACUUCGAGGAGGCGAUCAAGAGCACGAUUAUCAAGGUGAACCUGGACAUUGGGCCUGCGCUCAAGGACAUCGGGCUGCUCAACGUCACGAGCUCGUCAUAGGGUCGCGGCGGUACAUGGCGCGGGUGGGCUUUAUGUGUGGCCAUUUGCUUCCUUUUGGCGGCUCUUGCUCUCGGAGCUGGCUGCGCAGCGUGCUUGGACGUCACGCCCCUGUGGGGUCGGGAUCCAAGACACCAAUGUAUUUGUGCGAUGGGGCUUGCGGAAACUGGGUCAACGGUCGAUUCAUACGGCUUUCUAAUUCGUUUCAAUGAUGCAUCC